CACAUAGCGUACUGGUAAAUUUUUCAUGAUCAAGGAAACCGACAUACAUCCCUUUGCACAGUGCCAGUGCCACUGGACUAAUGUCACUGAGGUGAAGUUUCGAAGAUUAAGUUGGUUCUUUGAGGUUUCCAUCCUACCAACAUGGCUAAAAGGCUUAUGAAGUUCGGCAUAAAGGCCAGCAUCUUGACUGGUGCUGUGUACUACACUGUCGACCAAGGCCUCUGGGAGGACACCGACAAAGCUGACAAGGUCUACGCUGACUUGUACCAAGCUGUUGCCCCUUAUGUAAAAGACGUGCCUGUUGAGGUACCUGAACUUCCCUCAAUUACCGAUUUUGCCGCCUCGUCAAAGCUGUACUACAAUCAAGGAGUUUUUGCUACUAGUCAAUUCCUGAAAGAUUUACCAUCUAACACUAUGUCAUUGGCAUGUGAACUGAAGUCUUCGUUGUCCAGUAUGCUGGAGACUUCUUUAUCAGCACCAGAGCCUUCAGCUGAUAAACCCUCUAGCUAAAGUACUGUUUCAUAAAACAAACCCUUGUAGAAUUUACCAAUUUACUCCCAUUACAUCUCUGACAUCCAUGAAACUUGACCAGAUGUGCAUUGAUUAUGUAAUAAAGUGUAUUCUAUUGCAAAUACAUUAAAUUAAACACAGGCUU
Molecule: messenger RNA, 655 nt
Organism: Thrips palmi
Lineage: Eukaryota; Metazoa; Arthropoda; Insecta; Thysanoptera; Thripidae
Gene: QIL1
Product: MICOS complex subunit MIC13 homolog QIL1
Exons: 3
Coding region: 142-510 (122 amino acids)
Biological process (GO): cristae formation
Cellular component (GO): mitochondrial crista junction; MICOS complex
Source: RefSeq, a predicted model, not a curated record